AUGCAGAAAGUGCCCGACGCGGUCCGGGACGGGGACGCCGGCCUGCUAGCAAUGAGCGCGUUGUGCUGGGUGGUGAGGAGGAUGGAUCUUCUGAGUGGCGCCCUCCGUCGUAGUGUGACCAACAUGGACAAGGUCAACGUUUCGUCGUUGAAGGGGCUGCGGAAUGGGAUGACAACAUUCGUCAAGGAACACGCCGCUCUCAAACGGUCGGGCCAUGUCGGAGUUGCUGCCGACGCCUGUGACGACGACGGCAAGGAGGCCCCUUCGGCAUCCCAAGCAGUAGGUGUCGCCCACACCGUCGAUGAUGCGCGUGGGACUUCGAUCGGAGAGCCCGGAGGCGGCAUCGACAAGGAAGAGGAGGACCACGAGGAUCAGGAGGAGGAGGAGGAGGAGGAGGAGGAGGAGGAGGAGGAGGAGGAGGAGGAGGAGGAGGAGGAGGGGGGCUCGGCGGAGGAGGAGGAGGACGAGGUGGAGGAGGCGGAGAAGCAGCAAGAGGGGGAGCAGGAGGAAGAGGUCGAGUGGGAGUUGGAGGAAAUGGAGGUGGAGUACGCAGAGGGAGUGGCGGAAACGGGUGGGAGGUCGGUGGAUGUUGUGAACGAGGGAGGGGAGGAUGCCGACGAGGAGAAAGUCGGCGUGGAGGCGGCUCACGGGGGGAGUGAGAAGGUCGUGGUCGGCGAUGUGGUUGGCGACGCGAAGGAAGUUGUCGACCUCAAGGCCGUUGGAGAAGGGGAUAACGCCGCGGCCACGAAGCAGACGGGCGUGGAAGGGCCUACCGAGACCACCACAGGGAAGGCCGGGGGGGAGCGAUCUAGGAAGAAGAAGGCGGCGCGCGGUCAUCCCGGUUCCUCCGCAUCUGGUCGGCAGGCACCGCUGGAUGUCGUCGAGCAGCUGCGACAGGAAAACAGGCGGUUGACGGCAGAAAAUGCUCAUCUGAAGAAGGCGCACGGAGAGGAAAGGGGUCGGGUGGACAGGUUUGCGUUGGGGAUACGUGGACUCCUGGACAAGCUCCAGUCGUUGGUCGACCAGGUCGCCGUCUCCGACCAUAAUGUGGCGAAACGGCUGCUAGAUACGACGUCGGCCGUGUCGACAACCAUCACGGACAACAUCACCAACCACAUGGACGAAUCGUGGAAGGCGAUGAAGUCCUUCGCCGAACAGGCGUCGACGUGGUUGGCGGAAAUCGACGGUCCGGAGGGAAGUAUGGCAGUUGAACGCGCAAAAGCGGUCACCGCCUUGGCCAACCACGUGGAAGCGGUGGUGGACAAUGCAAAGCUGGGUUUGGAGGACUACAUCUCAAAGAACCUAGCCGCCGUGCAGACCAACAUUGCCGCCGCGGUAACUCGCACCAUCGCCGUGCCGCCGCCGCCGCAGCCCACAACAGCCUUCCCGGAUGAGCUUAUGAAGUCGUUCAAGGCGGACGUGUUGAAGGCAGUAACGGAGGCCACCCAGCAGUCAUUUGUUGUGUCCGGGUUAAAUCUCAUGACCGAGGUGAUCAGCAAUGUGGCGCCUGGUCGGCGUGGGUCGUCGCCAUCGGCCAAUGACGCCGAUCCCGCGCAACGAAGGGAGGCCGACAAGCAGGGCCAGAAAAGGGCGGGCGGCGGAGAUGAUGCAGGGAGCGUGAAGCGGAGUAAGGGAGCCGAUGGGAGCCGCGGCGUCAGAGCGGUGGGUCUAGGCGGCUCGCGGACUCGAGGUCCGAGCGUGGUCGACCAGCUCAAGAAGAAUGGGGCCAAGGUGAUAAGGUCGCACAGCAAGGGCGAUGGAAUCGGGAGUGCAGAUGGGGGCCAUGCCGACGAGGUUGUCGCUCAAGACGCUGGACCAACAGCCUCGCCCCUGGUCGCCGAGAAGCCCCAUGGUCUGGCGAGCGGCGGGAAAGGCUUGAGCGACAAGGAGAUCCCAACCGCUCAAACGGCGAUUGAUGGCGGCGCCAGAACCAUCAAGGGACCAUCUGUUGGGGUGGCGGGGACCACGUCAAUUCACCGUAAACCCCCUGCGGCUAGUAGCGCGCCAGUCGGCCCGUCAGCCGCCAACAACGAUGGGCCGGCCCUUGCGGCUACUCCAGCUCCAGCAGGCCCGUCUGUCGCCAAGGGCGGCGCGAAGGAUGCUGCGGCUAACCGCGAUGGUCCGUCAGCCACUAAGGUUCCCGCAGCGGCGAACGCGCACAGGGAAAUGCUCCACUGCAUGGAGGCCCAUGGCAAGGACGUGUAG
This is a messenger RNA of Closterium sp. Naga37s-1, 2205 nucleotides long. The record is from the annotation of a GenBank genome assembly. NCBI's taxonomy places the organism in Eukaryota, Viridiplantae, Streptophyta, Zygnematophyceae, Desmidiales, Closteriaceae.